GCCUUGAAACAUCCCAUGUUCUGAGCUCAUGGCCUUGCCCCUUGCCAGCUUGCAUUGAUAGUUGCACUUAAAACACAAGCCUCUCUUUCCCCUCACCUAUAAAUCCAUCAUUUUAGAACCACCACUUCAUCCACAAGCUAAACAUAUCUCCUAGCUCAAUAAUACCUCAUACAAAAACUUCAGGCAAGAAAGGAGAAGCAACCAUGAUCAGUGCCAAGAGACUCGCUCAGAUGGCAAAGAAGUGGCAAAGAAUGGCAGCCCUCGGGAGGAAGAGGCUCACAUGGACGAUGGCCAAAGGAACUGAUGAGUGCUGCAGUUCUGUUGCAGUGAAGGGCCAUUGCAUCAUGUACACUGCCGAUGGGAGGCGGUUUGAGGUCCCGUUAGCAUUCCUCGCCACAACGAUCUUCGUAGAACUGCUCAGGAUGUCUCAGGAGGAGUUUGGCUUCACAAGCGAUGGAGGGAUCACAUUGCCUUGUGAUGCAGAGGUUAUGGAGUAUGUCAUGUGCUUGCUCAAAAGAAAUGCAUCAGAAGAAGUUGUCAGGGCAUUCCUGAGCACCAUUGUGAAGCCUUGCCACUAUGGGAAUGGUUUUGCACCAUCAUUGGGGUCUGUACAACAAGUAGCAGCUUCUAGCUUCUGAAAGUUUGCAUAGAGUUAAUAUUUUUCCUUUUUUUCUUCUUCUGAAUGAUGUAAAUAUGGAGACAUGAAGUGAGAAAUAGACAUUGCAAUUAUUCAUACCAGUGGAAUCUGUUCGUUCUCUCUGUCUUUUCUUAACUGAAGUUGCUUGUGACUCCUGAGUUCUGCAGUUCUGGAUGUGUGGUAAUCAAAUAUCAGGUUUUGU
Messenger RNA from Oryza brachyantha (malo sina), 839 nucleotides. Its product is annotated as auxin-responsive protein SAUR36-like. Gene Ontology annotation, biological process: response to auxin. The coding region runs from base 204 to 638 and encodes 144 amino acids. Lineage: Eukaryota; Viridiplantae; Streptophyta; Magnoliopsida; Poales; Poaceae. The record is from RefSeq and is a predicted model, not a curated record. The transcript has a single exon.